Aureobasidium melanogenum CBS 110374 is the source of this 1164-nucleotide messenger RNA. RefSeq lists its product as uncharacterized. The transcript has a single exon. Gene Ontology annotation, molecular function: DNA binding. NCBI's taxonomy places the organism in Eukaryota, Fungi, Ascomycota, Dothideomycetes, Dothideales, Saccotheciaceae. Gene Ontology annotation, cellular component: RNA polymerase III complex. Gene Ontology annotation, biological process: transcription by RNA polymerase III. The record is from RefSeq and is a predicted model, not a curated record. Bases 1 to 1164 code for a protein of 387 amino acids.
AUGGCUCCCAUCCGCGUCAACCGCGUCAAACAUCGCGAACGAGAAAAGCCAGUAGCCGCAGACGCCUCGAAAUCAAAAGCAGCUAUCGCCGAAUCUGCACAUGUUGCUGCAGUAGGAGAAGCAACAGCAACCACAAAAGAACGCACCGCAUCUCCAGAACUCUCUCGCAAACAACCACGCGCAAAAGAAGUCCAAGUAGUCCGCACAGAAAGAAGAUGGAAGGGAGCCUGGGAAGACAGCUCCGACGAUGAUCUAGCCAUCAAGCCCGAACCCACAGACGAAGGAUCCUCCAUCACAGCAGCACCUCUCUCAGAAAACAUCGCUCUCAAAGAAUCCGCCUCUCCUGAAAGCCGUCGCAAAUCAAAAGGAAAAGCCGCCGCAACAAGAAAACACGCUCUACCCACCGAAGCACCAGCAAUGCAAACUGCAGAAGAGCGUCGUGAAUGGGAACAGCACCAAAUGGAUCUCGAAAUCAUCCGUCAAGAACUGGGAGAGAUUUCUUUGCCUGUUACCAAACCUGCAACCACCAACAAAGACGCAGAAGGAGAUACCGCCAUGGCAGAAGGCGAACAAGCAGAUCUAGCAGAAGGUGCAGAUGCAGCUACUUCCCUCCCAACAGAACAAACCUCAUCAACACAACCACCACCAGACCGCCGCACCGACCGCGUCUACCUCUUCCAAUUCCCUCCCAUCCUACCUUCUCUCGUCCCCGCAACCGUAAAACCCGAACCCUCAUCUCCAACCCUGUCCAAGAAAACCCCCGCAACCUCCACAGCAUCAGCAUCAGCAAUCGAUGUAGACGCCUCCUCAACAACCGCAAAACCAACCCCGAAAUCAAAACAAGCAGUUCCAGAAUCUGCAGGACAGAUGCACUCACCCUUCCCCUCUGGUCUAGUCGGAAAACUACGCGUUCACGCCAGCGGCAGAACAACUUUAGAUUGGGGAGGCACUUCCUUGCAAGUUGGUAUGGGCACAGACGUGCAAUUCUUGCAAGAUGCAGUGGUUGCAAAGUUCAACGAUAAGAGUGAUGUAGCAGGGGCAAAGGGUAAAGAAGAGGAGCAAGAAGAAGGUGCGUUUGGUGGAGAGGUUAUGGGAUUAGGUCAGGUGAGGGGUAAGUUUGUUGUUACGCCGGAUUGGGAGGAGAUUGUUGGUGUGAGGAUUUAG